ACAGAAACAUUCUCUUCUUUUGGGUGGAUAAUGAAAAUAUCUUUAGCAGAAAAAAAUGUGUUAGUCAACCAUAUAUAUAAGUUAUAUUUCAAAUAGACGAAGUCGUCAUGGAAAAUACAGCGGAGUGCCGCGUGACCUGGUAUCGUAUCACAGAGUCUUGAGCUUCGCCCGGCAAACUGAGAGAAGCGAGUCAUAAUGGGUGGCGAGAGUUUCGAUCCUCCUCCGUUUUCCACUGGUAUUUGGUUUCAAAGACGAAAUUUCAUCUGUGUCAAGGAUGAAUCAUCACUAACCCCAAAAUUCCCACUUGCAUCAAUUACUUCCAGUGUUUUCAGUGGGAAUGAGGAGGGUUGGAGUCACAAGUCAGAAAAUUUUUCAGUUCUCAAUGCGGAGAGUGGACUAAAUUUUGGAGGAUUUCAAGAUGAGUGUCCUCGUCUUUCUUUGAUUUCUGAGGCCACAGAGAGGCAGAGAGUCAAGGUCUACACAGAGGUAUUGAGGAGUUACGAGGAGUUGCGGCCUCGGAUUGACAGGUUGGAAGAGGCUAAAAGUAGACUUUUGAGCUAUACUCCUGGUGCAUGGGCUGAAAAGAUAGACGUCAUGGAUUUGAGUGAGUAUGAUGUACCAAAUACUACGUUGCUUUUGCUAAUAGGACCAAAGGGUUCUGGCAAGAGCAGUCUUAUCAACAAAAUUUCUCGGGUGCUUGAGAACGACAUAAUCGUAUCAGGAAGAGCCCAAGUUUCAUGGAACUCUUCUAAAGAAGAAGGGACCUAUUUCCUCCAUGAGUAUGUGAUCCCAAGAGGUUCAGGUUCCUUUUGUUUAUAUGAUACACGCAGUUUGUCAGAUGAUUCCUCUGAAAACCUGAAAAUGCUUCAGCGUUGGAUGACGAAAGGUGUCUGUCAUGGGGAAUUGGUCAAAAGAAAAUCUGAUGGUGAGGAUUUAAAAGCUCGGUUAAAGUGUAAGGCUCGGAGGAGUCGUUCUUCCAGUCAGUUCAGAGAAAUUAACUUUGUCAUAUUUGUCGUGAAUGGGCUUUCUGUAUUGGAAUCUAUGGAUAGCGUUGACGGAAAGAAGAAAGAGUACUCUCAAAUGAUAGCUACUAAUUUCAACAAUCCCCUGUUGUCCUUUAAAGAUGACAAGCCUAUUGUUGUCAUCACACAUGGAGAUUUACUUUCACUUUCUGAUCGCGUAAGAAUCCGUGUUUAUCUGGGAGAGCUCCUAGGUGUCCCUCCAAAGGGACAAAUUUUUGACAUCCCAGAGAGCAAUGAUUCAGCCACCGAUUUGGCAAUAGUUGAUAUGUUAAUCUAUUGCCUCGAGCGUGCUGAUAGAAAUCUUCCUCCCAAAAACCUGUUUGUGGGCGAGGUACCUUCCUUGAGGUGUAUGCUCCUCUGCAUUGUUCUGGCAAUGGUUGUUGUCUUUCAAGUACAUCGAUUCUACACUCACCAGCCUCGAGCACCUACUGCUCCAUCGCCAAUGCAAGUGGAUUGGUAUAGAAUUCGACAUUUGUGGUUGGGAUAGAUAAUUCUCAGUUAAUGCUCUCUCAGUUAAAGCUAUGAUUUAAGUAACAUGUAAAUAAGUGCUCUUGCACUUCCAAGUUUGUUGGUACAUAUGUUCAUAGGUUUAGAACACAUUUGGUGUACAAGAAUCUCUUAAACAAUGCACAAGAGACAACUGAUAAAGAAACCACAUAAAUAGUUAUGCCUUGUGUUAAUUUCCUUUUUAUUUCUAGUACAUAUUUCACAAUCUUUCAACUUCAAGCUGCAAAGUUUCUACGAGGCAAAUUUAAAACAUACAAGCAAGAACAAGAAAUCCAUCGAGCGACCACUGUUGGGCAAUGAACAGAUAAAUAAUGGAUUAUAUGAAUAAGAAAAAAAAAUAUAUAUUUGAAAAUUAAGAAAAUGCUGAAUAAGAUCAACGUUUUUAUAGGCUACGACGCCUUUAUGUUACAGGCAUGGAGCAAAAGGAUGAAGAAUGCUUUCAAUAAAAAACCAGCCGAAAGGGUAUUUCUGGGGGCUCUCUUUCACCACUGCAGCUUCAGUGACGCUCCCAGACAAGGCACAUACUUAAAACAAGGGCUUCAAAAAUGGGCUAUUUAAUUCAGUAUAAAAUGUAUACCUACUUCAGUCAAGGAUCAAGUUCCACUAGCAAGAGUUUGGAA
This is a messenger RNA of Sesamum indicum (sesame), 2149 nucleotides long. The record is from RefSeq and is a predicted model, not a curated record. Lineage: Eukaryota; Viridiplantae; Streptophyta; Magnoliopsida; Lamiales; Pedaliaceae.